This is a messenger RNA of Cadophora gregata, 2247 nucleotides long. RefSeq lists its product as uncharacterized. The coding region runs from base 1 to 2247 and encodes 748 amino acids. The transcript has 3 exons. The record is from RefSeq and is a predicted model, not a curated record. Lineage: Eukaryota; Fungi; Ascomycota; Leotiomycetes; Helotiales; Ploettnerulaceae.
AUGGCCCCAGAACCCGGAAUCCUCAAACGACAGCGCUCGCGUCCAUCGGACUGGUGGGCUGCGAAACCAACGGUUGCCGAGCCUGCUCCUGCUCCUCACGCUUCUGCGACAAGUACAAGAGAUGGAGACAGAGAAAUGCAAGUGGGAGAGAAUGGGAGUGAGAAGAAGAAGAGGGGCAGGCCUUCGGCUGGUGGAGGGGGCAUUACAGAAAAGAUGGCGGCGGGGAAUAGAGGGAGGAAGGGAAAUGAGGCAGAUACCGGGAUAUCCAACAAAAUUGGUGCUGCGAACAGGGAGAAAGAGAAACCUUUGAGGAGGGGUCGCUCAAGUGCUGGGGAGGCGGAUAUCAGAGCUUUAGGCCUAGGCGAAGGAGAGAAAGCUCAGGGUGCGAAGAAGAAAGCUGUCCGGGACCUUGAUGUCAAAGAAGCUACAGAUAAUGAGAAGCCGUCAAGGAGGGGGCGCUCGAGUGCUGGGGAGGGGGAAUUGAAGUUGGGCCAGGCGUCCCGAGCGAUGGAUACGGAUAGGACAAAUGCGAUGACAGUGAGGCAACGGGGGAGGCCGGCCGCUGUUGUGGCAGAGGAGGAUUUUGUGGAUGGGAGUGAAGAGCAGGUUGCACCUACUAGGAGAGGUAGACCUUCCGCUGCUCAAGCUGAGGAACAGGUUGGUGGUCUAUCGGGAGAGCAGGCCAAAGACACCACAGCGCCAAAAAGACGAAGUCGGCGAUCCCUUGCUGCUGUUGAGGAUCAAGUUGAGGACGUCUUGGAGUCUGGAAAUUCUAGAGAGGAGAUCGGGUCAUCAACUCGAGGCCGACAUACUGCGGCAUCAGCUAGAAAACAGCCGGAAGAACGAUUGCUGGAUGCCACAAAGAAGCGCGGGAGACCAGCACUUCCUCCUUCUGAGUCACCCGCCAAAUCUACAUCAGCUUCGGAUAACCGAAUCGCCAAGAAGCGCGGUCGGCCUGCUGCAGAGAAAACACCAGCAGAGAUUGCUCCUGAACUUCCAGAGCCUAAAAAGAAACGUACUCGCCAGUCCGAUGCUGAAAUUAUCCAGCCAGAGGGUGAGAGUGUGCUAAAUGAAAGCACUCCGGCACGAGGUCGGACUCGCCACAGACAACCGGAUGUAGUGGAGAAGGAGCCAUCGUACCAAGAUAAGAAUCUCAAACGCAAGAGGACUCGCGAGUCUAAUGUGCAAGGCGGAGAUGGAGAUGUUGAAGCUGAGGACAGGGGAAGGAGGACGAGAAGAUCAGACCUCGGAUCUCAUCAAGUUGUACCUGAGCCAGGGGUGACAAAUUCGAGCAGAACGACCAAGUCUAAUCGACGAUCGGAAGUCGUUGCGGUGGAACAUGCUUCUUCAAAACUUACGAAGAUUCCUGGCGGAAAGCGAUCGAAACCCUCUGGCACUACCUCUCAUGCUAAGAAAGGUGCUUCCUCUACUCAAACAUCAACAGAUGCUAAGAAAGCUACGCGACAAUCUAAUGGUACUUCUUCGGCACCCUCCCAAACCAACAAGAAAGGCUCAAAUCGAGUUUUAACUUUUCCUCAAGUCGAAGCUCCUCCGCGAAAACGCAAAGGCCUUGAAAAAGCAGAGUCUGCACCAUUCAAACGCCAGCGAAUUGAGAAAUCACCGGAAGCAGAAGUGGACUUGCUCAACUAUCAACAUCUUAAGGCAGUCACCAGAAACGUGUUACGGCAGACAAUUGAGGCCAAAUGGGAGGCUCUUCCCCCGACAGCAAUUGAUCGCAUCGCCCAAUUGCUGAGUGAUCUUCAGAGGCCUGUCAUUGCUCAUCUCAAUGACGAACGGAAGAAAACCCAAGCGAGCACGGCUGUAGAAGCAGUUGCACGUAAACUUGUAAGGAAGUUUUCGAGAGGUCUUCCAUUCCCACCUGGCACACGGAACCAUCGAGAGGACGAUUUCGAUUUUGAGAAGAUAUUGGAUCACAAUCGGGCAUUAGAGGCGCAGCUCACACCGGCACUCCAUUCGAACGAGCUGCUUGAGGCAGAAUUAAGCAAGGAGUUGGCAAAGCUGGAGUUAGAUAAGGAAUUGCUCGCAGAGCUGGAGACGAAUGCAAAGUCCGAGGCUUCAGUGCGAAAUCAAGCUGCUCGAAAGUUGCAUUCGGUCCUGCAACCAGAUGAAUCGCUAGGGGAGACUGAGUUAUUGAAUGGUGAUAUUGGUCUCAAUGUCGACCGACAGCUCCAGCCAUUGGAUCUCGGGGUAAGUUUGCCCUUUACAGAAAUGUUUUCCUUCAGCUAA